Messenger RNA from Salvia splendens (bonfire salvia), 1043 nucleotides. RefSeq names its product target of rapamycin complex subunit LST8. The record is from RefSeq and is a predicted model, not a curated record. Gene Ontology annotation, biological process: TOR signaling; regulation of actin cytoskeleton organization. NCBI's taxonomy places the organism in Eukaryota, Viridiplantae, Streptophyta, Magnoliopsida, Lamiales, Lamiaceae. Bases 360 to 746 code for a protein of 128 amino acids. Gene Ontology annotation, molecular function: protein binding. Gene Ontology annotation, cellular component: TORC2 complex; TORC1 complex. The transcript is spliced from 7 exons.
GUUCAUCCUGUAGAAUGUGAUAUGCAUUGCUGCCAAAGUUUAGGGAAGGAAAUGUUGGAUGGACUAUUUUAGUGUUGUCUAAUCCGCCUUCGAGCUGUAUAUACAUGUCGUGUUAAGCAAAGAUACGUUUGAAAUUUAUCUAGCUUGUGAUGAUUUGUGAUUUUGUUCCCUCUUGGUAGCAAGUGAACCGGCUCGAGAUUACACCUGAUAAACGCUGGCUGCAGCUGGGAAUCCUCAUAUUCGGCUGUUUGAUGUCAAUGCGAACAGCCCUCAGCCUGUGAUGAGCUACGAUUCACACAUUAAUAAUGUGAGUUGGUACAGCAAAGUUGGUGUGCAGCUUGCUUCCAUCCUUAACUGUGAUGUGGGAUGGAAGCUUGGUGGUUGCAGCAAAUAACCGUGGGACAUGCUACGUGUGGCGCUUAAUGAAAGGAACACAGACUAUGACCAACUUCGUGCCGCUUCACAAACUUCAAGCUCACGAUCAAUACAUACUCAAGUGUCUACUUUCACCAGAGCUGUGCGAGCCUAAUCGGUAUCUGGCUACUGCAUCUUCGGAUAAUACUGUCAAAAUAUGGAACGCGGAUGACUUUACGUUGGAAAAAACACUAGUAGGUCAUCAGCGCUGGGUUUGGGACUGUGUUUUCUCAGUAGACGGUGCUUUCCUAAUCACAGCUUCAUCCGAUUCAACUGCUCUUCCUUUGCUUGGCUGCACGCUGAUAGAGUCGCUAACAAUGAUCGCCUUUUGAGUUUACGGACACAAAUGGUGCAAUGGUUUCGGUGUUAUUGACUGAUUAGCCCCUCGUUGUCGAGCUAUUCAUCCUUUUCGACGCCCCCUACGUCUACGUGUGCUUCUUUUCGUUCGAUUCCGGUGGUGGCCGUCGCCACCACGCAUCACAUGCCAACUAGUGCAAACAAACAAAAUUUUUGUAGCUGACCAAAGUGAAUGGAAUAGUGGCUGUAAAGGCAAUAUCUAUUAUGCUUCUCUUGGUGUACAAUCUUAAAUUUCCUCUCUUUUUUUAUAGUAUCAUUUUAUCACCAUUAAA